AUUUUAAUUUCAACUGGCUCGCUUCAAAAAAAGAAGAGAGAAGUGGAUUCUAGAACCCUACAACUGUAGCAGAGUCGUCUCCACCGCGGCUACAAGCGAAAUCUUGUUUGCGAUGGCAACACAGAGCAACAAAGAGAUCUUCUUGGGGGGAUUAAGGAAACUCUUCAAAGAACAAUGGCAAGCUGACGUACUCCUCAAGGCAGGAGACAGUGAUGAUUGUGCAUCUAUCCCCGCCCACAAACUUGUUCUGGCAUCAAGGUCAGUGGUGUUGAAGAAGAUAAUGGAAUCAGACGAGUUGAAGGCUUCAUCUAAGCUAGAGAAACUCACUUUCUCCGAGAUGAAACACGAGGAACUUGAGGCUUUAGUUGAGUUCAUGUACACCGUUGAUGGCUCCGUUUCUUCAGAAAAUCUCAAGAAACAUGUUAGGUCACUCUAUCUUGCAGCAGACAAGUAUGAGAUUCCGCAUCUGCGUGACCUAUGUAGAAACCAGCUUAUAUCAUCUCUUAACUCCUCCAACGCUCUUAACAUCCUUGAGCUUGCUCAAAUCCCUUUUGACAAAGCUCUUAACGAUGCGGCCUUCACUUCUAUUAAGAAUAAUAUAAAAACCAUUGCUGCCUCUGCUGAGUUCAAGUUGUUUGUCGUCAACCAUCCAGACCUUUCUGUGGAGAUCAUGAAGGCUUCUCUUACUCAUCCUCGUAAUUGUUGUAGCUAUUGUGGUAGUGGUAGAUACUUAUACUAGAGGAAUUAGGACUAGUUGCAGGUUUUUGCUGGCUGGCUUCGCGGAGUGGAAGCAGCUAAACUAAUAAUAGUAUAUCAAGAUUUUAACCCUGAUGAUCCUGCUACUCUUGGUUUUGAAUGUUUUAUGGUUUUUAGAGUAGUAUUUGAUCUUUCUUUUUUAGAAAAAGGAAACUAUAUUAUUAGCCAUGUACAAAACUCUCUCUUUUGGUGAGAGGCUGCAGCCUGGUCCUCCUAUGUUAUAUAUAGUACCUUUAAUUUAUGG
Molecule: messenger RNA, 1000 nt
Organism: Raphanus sativus (radish)
Lineage: Eukaryota; Viridiplantae; Streptophyta; Magnoliopsida; Brassicales; Brassicaceae
Product: putative BTB/POZ domain-containing protein At2g40450
Exons: 3
Coding region: 113-739 (208 amino acids)
Molecular function (GO): protein binding
Source: RefSeq, a predicted model, not a curated record